Oncorhynchus nerka (sockeye salmon) is the source of this 1896-nucleotide messenger RNA. Its product is annotated as fibrinogen C domain-containing protein 1-like. The transcript has 6 exons. Lineage: Eukaryota; Metazoa; Chordata; Actinopteri; Salmoniformes; Salmonidae. The coding region runs from base 1 to 1314 and encodes 437 amino acids. The record is from RefSeq and is a predicted model, not a curated record.
AUGAGCUGCAGCUACCUUCUGUGCACCAUCCUCCUGUUCGUAGCCGUCCUACUGGCCGUCACGGUAACCGGCACCAUCCUCUUCAUGAACCACAACCAGGCCCCGCCCAUGUCCGACGGCCCUCCCCACAUCUCCACCAAUCAGGACGAGGCCAACGCCCUGGUCACCGUGGAAAGGGGCGAUGGCUCGCGCAUCAACAUAUUUAUUGACCCCAACUGUCCUGACUACAAUGGGAACUUCCUGCGCCUGGAGGGGGUGCAGACAUCGCUGCUCCACUCGCUGACUGACCACGACGCUGACCUGAAGUCCGUCAAAGGUCAGGACCGGGCACUGCUGGUCAAUCUAGCUGAAGAGGUGGCCAAACUGUCGGCCCACGCUGGUCAGCUGAAAAUGGACUACGAGUCUCUGAGACGAGGCCAGGGGAGUUUGGGACAGGACCUGAACACACUGCAGACAGAGCAAGGACGUCUCAUACAGCUGCUGUCCGACUGCCAGAUCAACAUGGUGAAGGUGGUGAACUCUGUGAGCGACGCUCUCAACUCCAUGCAGAAGGAGACGGGUGGACUGAAGGCUCGUGUCAAGGCUGACCUACAGCGGGCACCGGUCAGAGGCGCUCGCCUCAAAGGCUGUGCCAACGGCUCUCGUCCUCGUGACUGUGGCGAUCUGUAUGCUAACGGGCAGAGGGAGGAUGGCAUCUACUCUGUGUUUCCCACUCACUACCCCUCCGGCUUCCAGGUCUACUGUGACAUGACCACGGACGGAGGGGGCUGGACGGUGAUCCAGCGAAGGGAAGAUGGCUCAGUCAACUUCUUUAGAGGAUGGGACUCCUACCGCGAGGGAUUUGGAAAAAUCACUGGAGAACACUGGCUCGGGUUGAAGCAGAUCCAUGCUCUCUCCAUCCAGGGCAAUUAUGAGUUGAGGAUUGACCUGGAGGACUUUGACAACAGUACAGCCUAUGCCCAGUAUGGGAUGUUUGGAGUUGGCCUGUUCUCUGUGGACCCUGACGAUGAUGGAUACCCACUGACUGUUGGAGAUUACUCUGGAAAUGCAGGCGAUGCUCUGCUGAAGCACAACGGAAUGAAGUUCACCACCAAAGACAAGGACAACGACCACUCGGAGAACAACUGUGCCUCCUUCUACCACGGUGCCUGGUGGUACCGCAACUGCCACACGUCUAACCUGAACGGACAGUACCUCCGCGGGCAGCACACCUCCUAUGCCGACGGCAUCGAGUGGUCCACCUGGACCGGCUGGCAGUACUCCCUCAAGUUCUCCGAGAUGAAGAUACGGCCCACUCGCGACGAGAGCAAAUGAGAAAAAUGAGGGAAGAAAGGAAGAAAAAGAGAGGAAAGGAAUUUGAAGGAAGAAGGUCCUCAAAAUAUAAAACCCCACACUCAAAAAGACAGCUAUAGGCUGUAGUUCUUGUUCAGCUAUUGUUUGCUGACGGACUAAAAGGACAUCUUUGAUUGGUAUACUAUUAUUGUCUACGUUUCUCUGUGGAACCCUCAUCCCUUCCCCCUGCCCCGCCCCGCUUGCUGUGCCCUCUGCUAAUCCCUCGUCGCUCGUUGCGUACUACUGUUGUGCUGAGGUUUUUCGUGCCCCCCCACCCCCAUCAUCCUUAUCCUUUAUCACUAUCAUUAGGAGAUUUGUUGCCAAUGUUUUUGAGUGUUUCCCUCCUGACAACGACCACACCGCGACACGAAAUGAAUCUGACUCACUCUUACUUCACAGGAGUUUGGUGGCACCUUAACUGGGGAGAAUGGGCUUGUGGUAAUGACUGAAGCAGAGUCAGUGGAACGGUCUCAAAAACCAUGUGUUUGAUGCCAUUUCAUUUGCGCCGUUCCAACCACUACUAUGAGCCGUUCACCCCCUCAGCAGCCUCAACUGUCUUACUUA